GAGUUCUUCCGCCUCGUGGGUGAGGUGAGAAGGAGUGAAUAAAUCUUUUUUUCCAUGUAUUUGUGUUAGUUGGAAUUUACACCUAAUUCUCUAAGUACAAUUGAAGGUACAAAUAGACUGAAGUUAUACUUUUCUUUGCACGCAAGUCUCGUUCUAAUUUCACACCUAAAUUCAUUCAUAUAGGGAGAGAUUCUUGUUCAGUGUUUUUUUUUUCGAGUAAUCAUCUUGGAAAGUUCUGGAAUGGAACAAUGAAGGGAGAUGUUGCAUAAUUGGAAGAAGAGUGGUGCUACAUUUGCAAUAUCUUUGCCAAUAUUUGCAGUAGUGGCCGAAGAACAUUCCGUUAUUGCAUUAUAUCAUCGGCACGUCGUGGUGAGUGUCGGGAACUGGAUGAGGCAGUGUGGAUGAUUGUGUGGAAGACACGAGUCAUUCUUAGUUGAGCGACGCAACGGGCAACGCGGAAUUCAAGAUACUUCCUCCAAGAAGCUCUUGAAGUUCUUGGUUCAAGACAUUUCACGCUCAUCACCAAGACACAAUCAACUCAUUAUCGCAAUUUUCUCUAAACCCCCAACGACACUGUUGAGCUCAAUCGCCGGAAAUUGAAUACUUCCUUAAAGAUAGUCUCAAGUGUGGACGUUUUUGGGAGCUCCAGACUAUUAACGGGUCAUCGGAAGAUGCAGUGGCUGAGAGCGGUGGUGGUACUUGUAGCUGUCCUCCUGCUGGAUGCUGCAGUGGCACGUCCCAAAUCUGCUGAUGCUGAUCUCACCACCAGCGACAGAUCAGGCAUUCAUGUUGAAGAAUCAACAGAGUAUGAUAAGAGAUCAUCCCUGGCGGAUUCCAUUAUUCAGGUGACGGAUCAACUGAUAACAACACCCAGGGAUGUCACCAAUAACACGAUCCUGAACAGCACGCUGGUGCUGGAGGAGGCUGUGCAGGAUGAGGGCAAGGCCAAUGGGGAGAUCUUCGUGGGGGAGGAGGAGGAGAGUGGACACCGUGGUGUUGCUGUACCACUCACAAUGAAGGAUCUCGAGAGGGAGAUGGCAGAAAUGGAUAUUCGUCUCAAGGAGAGCUCAACACCCAAGGAAGGCAUCUCUACAUGGAUCCUCCUGAGUGAGAGUAGCUCAACAGCAAAUCCAGACCUCAAAGGACCAACUUAUGAGAUUGGUAUUGAGGGAAAAGCCACAACUGAUGAGAUUGCAACGGUUCCCAAAAAAACUGAUGUGGUGUCCAAGGAGGUGAAUGUUGAGACACCCAAAGUCAUUAGUGGAAAGGCUCCAGUGAAGAAUAAUUCACAGAAGAAGAAACAACCCUCGAAGGAUCAAGAAGGUUCUGAAAAAGUCACAAAGGCAAAGAAACGAACUACCACAAGUGCUCCUAUUGAGGAUACAACUGCAGCAAGUCCUAAAGAUGAGCCCACAACCAGACAAACUCCAGCAGUGGAAACUACAACAUUCCUGAUCCUUGAACCCAAGGAUGCGGAUUUUGAUUUGCCACAGGAUCGAUCCCCGAGUCUCCAUAAGAAAACGAAAGUCGCAACAAAAGCUCCAAAUAAGCCACAGCAGAAGAAGAAGAACAAUAACAAUCGGAAUAAGAAAAAACCACAGGAUCAGGGCAGUCCCAAGCCGGCUAAUAAUAAACCUGCUCAGAAGGAUAAGCCAAUCUCCACGAAGAUCUAUAAUUAUCUGUCGAGGGAGGUGAUGCCGACGGUGGGAGUGAGUUUGGUGGGUCUUGUGGUGACUGCGGGGAUUGCAAGUUAUCUUCUUGGUGGUCCCUUUGGGGCUCUUCGUCGGUCCUACGAUGUGGACAGGAAGGAUGAUGUGUACUUCAACAAUAACGAGGAAUAUGCAGGACCUGAUGGGCAAUUUGAGGAGGAGUGGUUGAGUAAAGUUAUGGCGGGAUCACCGUCUUACAGGAAUAGCAUCCGAUAUCAUGCUUAUAGACCAGUCCAGGCUCCCAAUCAAGUUUAUCAUACUUAUGCUGCUUACAAGUAUCCUCAGUAUAGUCGAUACAGGACAACGGGGCAUCAUCCUGUACCCCAGCCUCAGUACAAUCCUCAUCCUGUCCAUCAGCCUCUACAUCAACCUGCUGGGAAUUACCAUGCCUACAAAUCCUAUAAUCCCGUCCAGCAGGUUGACAUGAGGAAUACUCAGAAGUCUAUCAGUGGAUCUGUAUCUUAUGUCCCCAAUGAGAUGCCCACAAAACUCCACCAGAGCCAAAUGCCUGGAGAAACUGUGUCAGAAUUGAAGGCUUCGCAGAGCAUCACUGUUGGCAGUGCCAGUGAUUCGUCAACGGAGAAAGACAAUGUCCUGCAGCAUCGAUCUCAGUUUGUUGUAGGCUCUGUGAUUUCAGAUCAGGCAGACGAUGAUACAAUGCCCGUGCCGGAGCAUGGACCUCGUCGCCGACGAAAUGCCCCUGAUGAUCGGAAUUCACGUGGCCUCGAAGACAAUGAGGUGGAUGAUGAUAUGAAUGAAAUUGAAGGACCAAAAGAUCCCGUAACCAAUCCCCAAACCCCCGAAAUCACAGAUACCACAUCCCCAGUGGACAUGAUAUCCACAACGGAGAAUCUGGAAAAUGUACCAGUUCAAGAAGAUACGAGUUUCUUCCACUUGGUGCGGCGUCUUGUGGAUCUCAAGAUACGUUUUGGAUUGAGCUUCUUGCAGAAUGCCACAGCGACUUUUCAGAGGUAUCUUCAGGGUGUUCAGGAACGCAUAGAUAAUUCACCCACUUUCACCUACUGAUCUCCAAAUGACCUUCCACUUAUUUCUCCGUGAUACGAUACUCAGACUUGAUUCUCUUUCUUCUAUUACUCAUGAUGACUCUCGACAUACUUUCCCAGUCGUAGUGGUAGCUAAUCAAAUGGAUUCAGACACGUGAACCAGGGUUCUAACGGAGGAAGUGAUUAGGGAAAUUAAUUUGCCAAGCAUUUAUAAUUUCCAGAAGAGAUUAUCAUUACAGUUUAAUAUUCUUUGAGAGAGAUCUUGCAAUUAAGAAUAAAGCCACGCAAAAAAAAAGAUUGUUCAAUAAGAGAAAGAUCAAUUUGCAAGAUCUUAAUUUAAAAUAAUAUCCAGGAAAAAAGAACAUCUCUCACAAGAACCUUCCCAGGAUGUUAGAACUCGCCAAAUUAAUAAAAUUAAGCAAUAGUGGAAAGAACAGGAAUUGAUUAUUGAAUCUUGUAUCCUGGGAAAUAAAAUUUUUUAAUAAAAAUUAGUAUAAGCGAACAAAAAAUUUGUGUUAGGGAGAGAGAUAAAAAUCCUCACGAAAAAGAAAUAAUUUAUUUUUUAACACACUCUUUUUAUACCGAAUUUCAAGUAAUAUCUGUAUAUAUUUAAAAAAAAAGAAAUCUAAUUAAAUUAUUCAACAAACUAUUUAUAAUGUGGAACAAAACUUAGAUUAAAGAAAACAAAAAAAAGAUGAAAAAAACUCAAAUUCUUUCUAAAUUAAGUACAAUAAAAAUCUAUUUGAGAAAAAAA
Molecule: messenger RNA, 3467 nt
Organism: Phlebotomus papatasi
Lineage: Eukaryota; Metazoa; Arthropoda; Insecta; Diptera; Psychodidae
Exons: 4
Coding region: 672-2735 (687 amino acids)
Source: RefSeq, a predicted model, not a curated record